Molecule: messenger RNA, 6759 nt
Organism: Oryzias melastigma (Indian medaka)
Lineage: Eukaryota; Metazoa; Chordata; Actinopteri; Beloniformes; Adrianichthyidae
Product: caM kinase-like vesicle-associated protein
Exons: 12
Coding region: 959-2224 (421 amino acids)
Biological process (GO): peptidyl-serine phosphorylation
Cellular component (GO): intracellular anatomical structure
Molecular function (GO): calmodulin binding; calcium/calmodulin-dependent protein kinase activity; ATP binding
Source: RefSeq, a predicted model, not a curated record
UUCUUGGAACCAGCAGGUACUUCCUAUUUGAAACACGAGAGGGGAGGGGUUGAUAUAUCCAGUGAAGUUUGUGUUUCUUCUAUUUUGGUGCAUUCUCUUGUGUUGUGGCUGUACAGUUUCUCCAGCGUACAUUCUUCACUGCACUGGACUGUAUAAGCUACGUUGGUUCUUUUUUUCUUCAGGUUUGAGGUGAACCAGCUUUUGUCUCAGUGUGUUGUUUGGUUUGAGACUGGCUUUUAUUUGGUAAAAAUCCUCUGAAGUUUUUGCUUUCUGAUGUUCUCAUUUUGUUUUGUCAUAUUCAGCAAAAUGAACAACAUGGUUUAAAAUAAAAAUGCAAAGGAGCUCCUGAGGCUGCAAAUGAUGUGACUCUGUGCUGGAUUAAUGUCAUCCUACAGAAAGAAGUGGGAAGAGGUUUUAGUGUAAAUCUAGGUAAAGAGGACAAUCUAAAAAAAAAAAAUCAAGGAAAUUUACACCACAGUGGAAGAAGAAUAUUCCAUAUUUUGUGACUUAGUUUUAUCUCUCUGGUUUCUAAAACUGCAUUUCCUUUCUCACCGUUUAAAAUGAACUGCUUUCGAGCAGCUUUUGACAUGAGCUGCUUCAUAUGAGUCUUCCUCGCAGAUCUGCACCCCCUCCCCACCCCCUGCCGCAGAACUCGUUGCGCACAGCCACAACAGAUGGUCCAGUCGCUACUCCAGCCUGCGUGCGCGUAACCAUUUGGCGCAGAAGUACUUUCAUUCCUCCCAAAAAACUUUCUGCACCGUUCAGUUCAGGAGUGCGGGAGAGUAGGACUUUCUGGAUUCUCCGUUUGCACGCGACGUCUGCCGUGAAGUGGAUCAAAAUCUUGCAGUGGGAAGACAGCGAGUGGAGGGGGAUACUUGAGCAAAAGAAAUCCUGCAGAGAUACCUGUGGCAGCCAUCAAACCUCCGUGCAAAGCAUCAUCUGACUGUCAGAAGUGGCCAUGCCAUUUGGCUGUUUAACAAUCGGAGAGAAGAAGGAUUACCACAGUCCUUCAGACGUGACAGACAAAUAUGACCUGGGUCAAAUUAUCAAAUCGGAGGAGUUCUGUGAGAUAUUCCGAGCCAAGGACAAGACCACGAUGAAAAUGUUCACAUGUAAAAAGUUUCUGAAAAAGGACGGAAGGAAAGUCCGCAAGGCUGCCAAAAAUGAGAUUCUCAUCUUGAAGAUGGUAAAGCAUCCCAACAUCCUGCAACUGGUUGACGUUUAUGAGACCAAGAAAGAGUACUUCCUCUUCCUUGAACUUGCAACAGGCAGAGAGGUGUUUGACUGGAUCCUCGAUCAAGGCUAUUACUCGGAGCGGGACACCAGCAACGUGGUGCGCCAAGUGCUGGAGGCAGUGGCCUACCUGCACUCCCUGCACAUCGUUCAUAGAAACCUCAAGUUGGAGAACUUGGUGUACUACAACCGCCUAAAGCACUCCAAAAUAGUCAUCAGUGACUUCCAUCUUGCCAAGCUGGAGAACGGGCUGAUCAAAGAACCUUGUGGGACACCAGAGUACUUGGCUCCUGAGGUGGUUGGCAGACAGCGGUACGGACGACCUGUGGACUGCUGGGCGACGGGUGUCAUCACAUACAUUCUGUUGUCCGGAAACCCUCCUUUCUAUGAUGAAACUGAUGAUGACGACUAUGAAAACCACGACAAGAAUCUGUUUCGAAAGAUACUGGCGGGAGAUUAUGAGUUUGACUCGCCGUACUGGGAUGAAAUUUCUGAUUCAGCUAAGAGUCUGGUUGCCCGUUUGAUGGAGGUGGAUCAAGACCAGAGACUGACCGCCCAGGAGGCUAUAAACCAUGAAUGGAUCUCUGGUGGUGCAGCUUCAGACAAGAACAUCAAGGAAAAUGUGUGCGCUCAGAUAGAAAAGAACUUUGCCAGAGCCAAAUGGAAGAAAGCUGUACGAGUCACCACUAUCAUGAAGAGACUUCGGGCACCAGAGCAGAGUGAGUCCAAGCCAGCCACCCCUGCAUCCAGCCUUUUAGCUGCGCAGACCACCGCCGACGCCCCUGCGCCUACAGCAGCAGUAGAGGGGACCCCUGCUGUCACAGAGCAGCUAGUCGCAGGGGAAAUGAGCCAACAGGUGCCGCAGGCCGAAGCCGCAGCAUCAGCUGAAGAACCACAAGAACCGCAGGAGGGCGAGCCCACAAAUCGCUGCAACGGGGAAGCCUCGGCCACGCUUUUCACCGCUGGAGAAGCUGCAAAGGAGCAGGGUUAAAAUUCUGUGUAACCUCUGCACCAACCCCUUUCUUACUGUAUAUUAGCUGCUAGCAUGGUGACACUGAAUCUGCUUUUCUUUCACUUGCAGCUUUAGCAUCACCUCAUGGAGGCUACCUUUCCUGAGUGAUGCGUUGCAUUGGCUGUUUUGAUUUUAUGACGUAAUUUUUUUCCACUGAUCUUCAGGUGGGAUUUACAGUUUUCAUGUGGAGCUCAUGGUUUCCAGCUAAAGUAGUGAUUUUAUGGAAAAAGUAAAUUCAUCAGAAAAUUAUUUUGAUCAGAAUUUUAAAAAAAGCCAGUUUGGGGAAACCACUGCUCACCAAUUAAGAAAUUAAACAAUUUGUUCUGAUAAUCACUAUUACGGCUUUUCUCUGCCAAUUAUACCAAGAGCUGGUCACUCUCAUGCUUGGAGAAGAUUAUUUGUAUUUCACAUUGGAAAUACAUGUUUGCUGUCUAAUAAACUGCCAGAUAUUGUGCAUUAAACACUGCUGACUUUGGUGACUGGGAGCUUUAAAACCCAGAACUGUAAUUUUUGAAUGAGGCAGCUUCACACAAAAAGCACACACAAACACUAUUUCCCUUUGCUGAUUUCCUGCUCAGGAAGCAAUCUCACAGUGUAAGUGUAAAGACUGUACAUAGAAACCUUUGUAGAAAUAGCUUUCACAGCAUGCGUUCUUACUUUUGCUGUUUACGUACUCCCACCUUAUGCAUUUCUACCAGGCUUGUCUUAGCGCUAGUCUCCGCUUUCUAACCCUAUUGCCUUGUCAAUGCUAAAGUUCUUUUUCAAAAAGAUGGAUAAAUUACAUUACUGUUACCCUAUGCCCUUGCUGUUAAUGUAAGUUACAUCAGCUAAAAAAAAAGCUUUGAUGCAUCUGAGUUUAUCUGUAGCUUUUGUUUAAACUCAUUGCAGGAGAUGUACUUUAACCAGUCUGGACCGUCUUCUGGUUCUGUGCUUCGUGUCAAAACACCUCGACUGAAAAACCACUCAUGUCUUAAUAUUUUAUUGAAACUUUUGAUAAAAGACAUGCGCCAUCCUCCUGGCUUUGUGGCGACCGAGGUUAUCAUGACUUUGUUGAGCUGUAAAAAAUACAUCAUAAGGUAUAUGUUUGACGGUGUUUAUCAUCAGAGAGCUUUUAUUUUCAUACAUUUUUGAGUUGUGUCUCUAGUCCCCUUGAGUAUUAACAAUUUGCUACAAAUACAGAUCUUCACACUUGAGAAAGUUUAGCAAUAUUUGACUGGCUGCAAAAACUGUGACUCUUAGUGUCCUUUUAGAUGUAUCUGUUCAGUUGAAGUCUGUAGUCUUCUCCAGCUGUCUGGCCCAUACGAAACCCGGCACAUUCAGCUGCUGUACUGAUUGAUAAGCUGUGACAAACCCUGAAACACAAGGUUUUAGUGCCUGGCAGCAUGCCCUGCAGGUACCAGACUCUGUUCAAUUAUCCCAUCGGUUUAAAGCUGGGAUUUGGUUCUGAGUCAAACUGAAUACAACAAAGUUAAACACAUGAAUUCUGCUAAAGUUUUCACUCAUAAGUGUCCAUUGUUGCUUGUAUGACUACAUAAACACCCAUAGAUGCUAGAUGACAGUUUUUUUUGCAAAGCAGACAUGCAGACAGCAUGCCAACUUUAGCACACUAUGCUAACUUGAGCUGCGGGGUUGUUGUUGCCAGAACUAGACAACGGUAUUUGCAAUAGAAACAGUUGCAUGAUUCUAACAGACAGAGCCCAUAAAACAGCAACAUGCUAACUUUAGUGUUAGCCUGCUUGUCUUAAAAUAACAGCUGUAAAUGCUCAAUAACUAGAUUGUGAUGUGUUCUGUUUUGUUUUGUUACUUUUUAAAAAAUAUUUGUUUAGAAAUAUGGAAACACAUCAAGACUUCUACAGAGAAGUACCAACUACACAUGGAAUGAAGUGGUACACUAUGCAUAAUAAAGAAAGGUACCAGUUCAAUGCAAGAAAGUAGAGUAGCCUACUCUACUAUUUGGUAGAAUGUCCUAGUAAAAAAAAAAAGAAAGUAAAAUCCGGGUUUUGGGUAAUCAAAGUUGAGAUGGAUCAAAUGUAAUCUUCAUAAUAUGGAAUAAUGAAACAAUUCACAAUAUAACUUCACCAGUGGCUCUGAAAUAUCAUAGCAUACACUGGAUAACAUUCAUUUAUCUCUAUUUUUGUUAUCCUCUGUCACAAAUUUUUCUUUUUAACAUUCUCCUAACCUGAACUUUUUCAUUCCACCUUCAAGUCUCCGUACCUGCUUUCCUCACUCCAGAAGACACUUCAACUAUGUUCCAUCCAGUCUCCUCAGUCCUUUUAACUGUAAUGCUACAAACACACCAGGCAUGUGUGGGGCGUUUAAGAAUGUGCUAAAUGUCGUUUUUUUUUUUGCGCUAAUAGCAGACAGUGUCCAGGUCGGCUGUUACCCAAUGCUAGCCCAUGUGCUCACAGUUGGAACAAAUCUUGCUGCAGGCUUUUUCUUUCACUGCUCUGUUACAAUAUAUGAAAGACUUAGUGUCAUUUAAUUUUGGCUGGACAAAGUCUGAUUAUUAGUUUCUCCUCCAAUAUCAAUUUUCAAACGGUUGGCACUUCCGUGUUAUGAAAAGACACCAUACAUACAUCACUACCAAAGUCCCUGAUUGGUCAAAGUUUAGUUGAAAAAUGUUGUAGUUAUUCGUGGACGUGAGAGUUUUGAACAUGGAAGCCUGAAAUGAGCAUAUACCUGUGUUUACAUAGAUGUUUCAUUGAAAUAGUGGCUCAAAUGCGUGUUUCCAAGCCUGAUGUGAUCGUAGCAUAACUUCCAUUCAUCUUGAAGAACCUUCUGAUCUCCCAAAGUCUGUUUCAACUCCUCCUAAAAACCACCAUUUGGUCAUUUGUACAUCAUCUUCAUUUUCCUCACCACUAGUCAUUCUACACACCACUAUCCUAUGCUAUCCGGGGUACGCUCUCCCCAACCACGACUUGGAGUCACUAAUCUGUUUUAGAUUACCAUGUCUGCUUUUUUGCUUCUCUCUCCAUGGUUAUAUCACUCUUUACAAUGCUCCUCUCUUUUGUUUUUUAUGGGGGGGAUGUCUUCACCACUGCCAUGUCUAUUCCAUCGAUAAACUUCCCCACUGUCUGUGCUUCUGCACUUCUCCAUCACCUCCUCAUCAUCUCUGCUUCCCUCACCUAAAUGUCCAUUAAAAUUUGCUCCAAUCAACACUGUUUUCCUCUGGCCAUACCCUGGAUAACCUUAUCCAUUUCCCUCCAGAAUUUCUUCUCCUCCUUAAGCUCACAUUUUACCUAGGGGGCACAACCACUGCCAAAUGCAACACCACAUCUCCAACUGCCACUUUCUGACUCAUCACCCUGUGUGAUGUUCUCUUCACCUCUAGAAGAUUCUUGGAGAGCUGUUCCUCUUUCCAUGAUAAAAUGGCUUGAAGCUGCUCCCAAUCUAUAAGCCUGGCUCCUUUUCCAAGCAUUUCUGCUUUUCCUAUUUCCAUGAAGUCGCCAAACUCCAGUUUUCCUUUUGAAACUCCAACAUGCAGGCAUGCACAGUGCUGGAAAGAUCAGUAAAAAAUAAAAAGUCCAAACACAGACUAAAAGCCAUAAAUCUGAUGUAAGUGAAACAAACCAUGAUUUCUGUUUGGUAAAUUUGUCUAAAUUGAACUCGGUGUCAGAAACUGUGAGAAAGCUGAUCACUUUUGUUGUAAAAGAUACAUUUUAACUUUUUUUAUUAUUGUACUGUUAUCGUUUUUCUACGUUCUUUUUUUACUUUCUUUUCAUUGUUCUUUUUUAACACAUUUAGGUCAAACAUACAGAAGGGGAAUUUUCUAUGUUAAAUAAGAUUAUGUUCAUUUGAUUGGCCAUAUUUAGUUUAAUAUGUCUAAGAAUAAAAGAUUGCAAUAUGAAGGGACCUUUCAAAAACAACCAUCAAUGAAUACAAAAAUAGGGUAAAACAGUGUGACUACAGCCUGUUAUCAACACGACAUGGCAGGGCACAACUGGAUGAAUAAGACUCCAGAGUUUAGACACUGCAGAUAGUAGAUGAUGGUUUGGUGAAAAUGUUUGGAUUUGGUGGAGAUAGAGCUGGAUGAAAGAAAAGGGUUUGCAUGACAGCAUGUCGAAAAGCAUGUAGAAAGAUGGGCGAUUUUAACAUUUCAAAAAGACUGAUUUUGUUUUGGCUCAGAGUGGUGAGAAUAUUUAUGAAUAAAGAAAAACUGGCAACACAUAGCUUGCUGAAUUGAAAGACCAAUUUUACUAAUCAAUGCUUCGCUUCAGUAUUGAGACUUAAUCAGAUGGAUGUCAGAAACAUGUGAGAUGAUUUUUUUUUUACAUUAUGUGUUUAGUUGACAAAAGUAGUUAAAAUUCAGAAGCAAUUUCUAUUCCAGCACUUUUCCUAUAGUAUCUAUUGUUUGUAUUUUCAUUUUUUUUAUGCACUUACAGGAUUGUGACGGUACAAUGUUUACCAGGACCAACAGCCACCUGUAGGUUCUGUACCACACUUGUGAGCUCUGUAACUUACUAGUUGACUGACUUGAUGAUUUUGAUGGUAAUAAAAUUAAUUCAUCUGUUUAA